AUGUUUCAGUUUACUGGUGGCCCAGAGGCAAAGACGGAGACCUCGGUCCGUCGCCAUUCGACAAAUUUGAGUUCGAAAACCGACAAGCGCCAAAUUACACGAAACCGAACAAGUUAUAGUUGCAUAACUUGUAGAAGACGGAAAGUGAAAUGUGACAAGGUCCAUCCAGUAUGUGGUGGGUGUACCAAGGCCAACGAGGAAUGUCUCUACACCUUGCAGGAGAACCAAGAGUCCAACGGGAUUUCAGAAGCAUCCAAGGCCUCCGAUGUUGCUGACUUGAAGAAGAGGAAGAUCGAAUCUGCUCGGGAUGGUUCAGACACAUCGCCAGUGAAUGAGCAUGCAUCGUCCAGCUCAGUAUCACCAACCCACCUGAGAGCCAUUGAGGACCAAUUGCAUCGUCUGUCUGCGCUGGUAGACUCGCUCCGUAGCAAUGGUUCUACUGAUGAGCAUCUGUAUCUGCGAAAUCUCCUCACGCCAAUUGCCUCUGGCUCGGAUCACGACACAGAAGAUGGACAUUCUCUUCACAAUUUGAGCCUAGGAAUGUUCUCCUCGGCGAGGAAUGGAUCCAAUAAAGAUGCUACGGAACUCAGUAGGCCUCUGGCAAGUCUCAAAUUGGGCCAUAACGAGGUCACAUCUCCAGAGGAUUCUUUUUGGAAGCACAUCACUUCGGAGAUCAAUCAACUGAAUCAAGCCAUGCGCCGACAAAGUGAUAGGUAUGUGAGUGCCACAAGCAUACAGACGGAAAGCUGCCCUUCCCGGGCACCCGAGACUCUUGAGCACAAACACCACCGAUCGCACGAUAAAGAUGGCUCUUUGGAUGCCAGGAGUUUCCAACAAGAAGCAGGCAUUGAAAUCCCCAAAUUUUAUGACCCGACCAAUUCGUGCCCAGUAUGUCACCUGAUGCCUUUCACAAAAUCAACACUUCUGCAAGACAUCCCAAUCAGGUGCACGCCAGCCGUUGGAAAAGAGCAUUUACUCAAGCACGUACCGUCCAGUGCUCAGAGUAAUGUCCUUUUCCGCUCUUGGCUGUCCGGUGUUCAUCCAAUCCUACCAAUUUUGAUUCCUACAGAGAUCCAGAAAAUCCAUGAGAAAUUCUGGUUACAAUAUGAACCAAAUUCGGCCAAGAGCUCUUGGUUUCCAGACCUUGGGUCUACCGCGCUGAUGUACGCCAUUUGGUACGCUGGGUCGCUGAGCUUGCCCCUUGAAGGAUUUAGAAGAUGGUUCCCGGGCGUCACCAGAGCCAUGGUCUGCGCCAGAUUCCAUGACCAAGUCGUCUUUGCUCUCCAUCUUGCACAAUUCUCGCGAAAUACCACUCUUCAGACACUUGCGGCAUUCGUCAUGAUUUGUUCUCUCCCUAUAUCCGAGGAGGACCCAACCCAAGCUACUCUGUACUUGCAGCUGGUUGUCCGUCUCUCUCUUACCAUGGGCCUCCAUAGAGAACCCACCCUCUUCAACAUGUCUGUCGCCGAGGAGGGCAUGCGCCGCCGACUGUGGUGGCAUGUUAUCCAACUGGAUGUUUCACAAGUUGUCUCUAGCGGUUACCCUUCCUUGAUUGCAGAUGCAUUCUGUGACACCCGGAUUAUUUGUGAGGACCACGAUGCACUGACAGACAGGAACACGCCUGACGGUGACUCCCAAACAAAUUCGCAGCAAAGAUCUUCCAAUGGUGCAAGCCCAACGAUGCACGGUCCCACAUGGGAGUCAUAUCGAACUUUUUCACAUGUUGCGAGGGCGAAAUCCAUCCUAUCAUGUGCCUUUCGAGAGGUUGUAUCAAUCCACAUGAGCGCGAAAGCCCUCAACAACGCAGACAUGCUUGACAUGAAGCGCACGAUGACCGCAGCGGGUGAGCAAGUGAAUUAUAUCAUUCAACAGAUUCCCUCGAAAGGUGUUCCUGAGUUAGGGUUUACUCCCAGUCUACCAAAACAAAAACAACAACGAACCCUCGAUUGCGAGACUUCCAUGGGGGAUCCCAUCAGUCUCGGUGAACUCGCUCACUUCACUGACCUGGCGGGCGAUCCAGACAUAUCAUCAUCGACUACCUACUAUUACCGCUCCAGACGUGUGGCGUACAACAAGUUUGCCAGAAUCACAUUAUCCAUGAUGAAUGAUAAGGUGCAUUGUGUCGCUUACGCACCUUUCCUGAAGAAUGCCAAGAGCAAACUAUGGAAUGUGGGAAGGCAAUGUGCAUUACACAACUGUCACAGCUUCCUGAGGAAAUUUAUAUCGAUAGCCAGUGACCCUGAGUUAGAGCCCUUCUGGUGGAGUUGGCCGUCAAUGUACGGACCCAUGCACGCCGCGCUUAUCGUUUUGGUUGAUCUGUACGAAAGACCUCGCAGUGUCGAAGCACCCAGGUCGAGAGAGUUGAUCGAUACAGUGUUUGCAUACUCGUCCCCUGAACGAGGUAUCGUGGGCGGCCCGUAUGGUGUGACGAUACACAGACCUAUGCGAGAAGGGGGCGUUGAAGCUUGGGAGAUGUUGAGAGGGCUGAGGUCUGCGGCCUGGCAAAAGGCAGGACUUGAUCCCAGAUUCCUCUGGACUGAGGCCGAUGAAGUCGAUAUUGGAUUCGCAAAACCGUUGACCGACUCACAAAAAAUCGCUCAGAGCAUACGAGAGGACACAUUAUAUGAAAAUCAUCGGGACCACGGUCGAAGGAACGGGAACGACCAAACCUCGUCAACUGAGAAACAAUCCUUCGAAGAUGGCUUCCAGUAUGCCUUCAAGCUUUCCCAGGCCGAACUCCUGGGGUCUGCAGAUGGCUGUGAAGGGCACGAAUGUGGGAAAACUCUGAGAGACCGCUUCAUCAAUGAGAUCGAGAAUAAUGAGAGGCUAAAUCCUAACCGCGGUCUUGCCUGGCGAAGUAACCAACAGAAAAUGCCGUUCCCACUCAGUGAGAAGAUGGAGGCUUGCUCCGGAUCGGCAGCACAAAGCGGACAAGACGCCAGCCACGUCCUGGAGCUGAAUUCACACUACCCCCGAACAGGGACCCAGCAUCCAUCUUGCACCGUUCAGUUAUCUACUCCUUGGAUCAACCCCGACGGUGCAGAUGGUGGCAGACAGACACUUCGUGAGAGCUCCUCCGGUGAGAAUAAUAUGUCACGGGCACCAGUCUCUUCAGUCGAGCAUCAGACGCUGCAGAAGGGUGCGAAUGGGCAUGCAGAAGUUUCUGCCAUCAAUAGUGGUACAUGGAGCAAUGGUGUCCCUCAUGACAUUCAUACGGGUAUCAAUGAACAAAAUCACCAAUCCAAUGGGCAGCCAGUCGGAAAUGGCGUUUCAUCAGACCCUUACCUUCAUAAGGAAAACCCUCCUACCGAUACUGACCUUGGCUUUGAUUGGGACCGGUGGGAUUCUGUUUUCGGUCAAUACUCAGGAUUCACCGACAUGAUGGAGGACGUGAGAUGGCAUGACUAUCUGGAGGAGUGA
Exophiala bonariae is the source of this 3420-nucleotide messenger RNA. RefSeq lists its product as uncharacterized. Bases 1 to 3420 code for a protein of 1139 amino acids. Lineage: Eukaryota; Fungi; Ascomycota; Eurotiomycetes; Chaetothyriales; Herpotrichiellaceae. Gene Ontology annotation, molecular function: DNA binding; DNA-binding transcription factor activity, RNA polymerase II-specific; zinc ion binding. Gene Ontology annotation, biological process: DNA-templated transcription; regulation of DNA-templated transcription. The transcript has a single exon. The record is from RefSeq and is a predicted model, not a curated record.